Molecule: messenger RNA, 807 nt
Organism: Penicillium atrosanguineum
Lineage: Eukaryota; Fungi; Ascomycota; Eurotiomycetes; Eurotiales; Aspergillaceae
Exons: 1
Coding region: 1-807 (268 amino acids)
Source: RefSeq, a predicted model, not a curated record
AUGAUCAAAUUAACAAUCCUAUCUGAAAAAUUGCCCGAGCUCACCAACGAACAAUUCAAACAUGAAUUUCGCGAAGUGCAUGCCAACCAAACGAAAGGUGUUGCGACCAACCUCGGUAUCAUCCUAAAAUAUGUCCAAGGGCUGGCUCUACCUCUAGUCGGCCAGAAAUCGCUGCCCAAUCUACCUCUGAAAGAAGGAAAAGACUGCCAUUCCUACGCACAGUUGACAUGGCCAGCCUUAGCGGUGAUGCAAGGCUCCUUUCUAACUGAGGACUAUCGCAACUCUGCUGGCAAACAUCGCUUUGCAAGUCCCCAGAUGAUCUUCUUGACCGAACAGCUUGAUCAGAUCCAUGGCAUAGAGAGCAAAAGUGGUGAUGAGAUCUGCGUUGUGGUUGUGGUGCAGGCAAAGUCCGAAGGCUCAGACUUCGAAAAACGAUGGGCAACCCAUGCGUCAUACUGCCUUUCUAUUUGUCCGAAAUACACAAGAAACCGUGUUGUUCCCCUAAAAUACUCUCAAAUCGGUACGAUUUUCGCUGGGACGCAAUUCGAUCCCAGCCGAGUAGUUGCCUCCGGAGGUUACGAGGAAUUUUGUUUUGGUGGGCACGCGGAAGCAGAAGACUUUUUUCACCGAUACGGAAAUAAGCUCGGGGAGUCGUAUUCGCAAUUUCUCGAUGACACUCAGUCCUGCUGCUAUGCGUUCGAUCGCCUCGUCCAAUUCGCUGACUCGGACCGAGGACUCUGGCAGAAAGCUUUUGGGCUUGUGGUGUCGACCGGUUUGCGAGCAAAGGUUUAUUGGGGACUACCAUGA